AACUGAAGCCAGUUUAGCCUCACGCAGAGAGCAGAAAAGAGAGCAGUAUCGCCAAGUGAAAGCACACGUUCAGAAAGAGGAUGGUAGAGUGCAAGCAUUUGGCUGGAGUCUACCUCAGAAGUACAAACAGGUGGCAAAUGGUGCCCAGGGUGACAAUAAGAUGAAGAACUUGCCUGUACCUGUUUACCUGAGACCUUUAGAUGAGAAGGAUACCUCUAUGAAGCUGUGGUGUGCUGUAGGGGUAAACCUGUCAGGAGGGAAAACACGAGAUGGCGGGUCUGUGGUUGGUGCUAGUGUAUUCUACAAUGAUGUGACUGGUAUGGAUGCAGAUGGCAACAAGCAGCAAACAGGAUCUCAAAGUAGCUUAGAUAGACUAGACCAAGAGCUCAAGGACCAGCAGAAGGAGCUGAAACAUCAGGAAGAAUUAUCCAGUCUAGUUUGGAUCUGUACUAGCACACAUUCUGCUACAAAAGUUAUCAUUAUUGAUGCUAAUCAGCCAGGAAAUAUUCUGGACAGUUUCAUUGUUUGCAAUUCUCAUGUGCUUUGUAUUGCUAGUGUACCAGGAGCAAGGGAAACAGACUAUCCUGCAGGAGAAGAAGGGUCUCAAGAAGCAGAUGCCAGUCAAGUAGACAAGUCAUCGCUGUGUGGAAGUAUGACUAGCAACAGCUCUGCGGACACCGAUAGCUUGCUAGGAGGAAUAACAGUGGUUGGCUGUACUGCAGAGGGUAUCGCAGGAGCACCUGUAGCUCAUGAUGCAAAUGGGGGCUCACCAGUGGCAGAUAAACAGUCAGAUAUUGCAACUGAAAGUAAUUCAGUAGAUGAGAACAUUCCAACAGCGGAGGAGGCAACAGAAGCAACAGAAGUCAAUGCAGGGACAGGAGAAGACACAGCUGAUAUUGCACAAACUGGAGUCUACACAGAGCAUGUCUUUACAGAUCCUCUGGGAGUGCAGAAUACAACAGAGGCAUCUCCAGUGUACCAGCCUAGUACUGAGUCAGAGUUAUAUAAAGAUGUUGCGGUCUUGCCGAAUGAGCAAGAUCUAGUGAGAGAAGAAGCACAAAAAAUGAGUAGCCUUUUACCAACAAUGUGGCUUGGAGCACAGAAUGGAUGCCUGUAUGUUCACUCGUCAGUGGCCCAGUGGAGGAAGUGUGUUCAUGCCAUUAAACUUAAAGACUCUAUUCUCAGUAUUGUACAUGUAAAAGGAAUAGUAUUAGUUGCACUAGCUGAUGGAACACUAGCAAUAUUUCACCGAGGAGUUGAUGGUCAGUGGGAUUUGACGAACUAUCACCUCUUAGACCUGGGUCGGCCACAUCAUUCGAUAAGGUGCAUGACAGUGGUACAUGACAAAGUCUGGUGUGGCUACAGGAACAAAAUCUAUGUUGUUCAACCAAAGGCCAUGAAAAUAGAGAAAUCAUUUGAUGCACACCCAAGAAGAGAAAGCCAAGUGAGACAGCUGGCAUGGGUGGGUGAUGGGGUAUGGGUGUCUAUUCGUUUGGACUCCACCCUGCGUCUCUAUCAUGCGCACACGUAUCAGCACCUACAAGAUGUGGACAUUGAACCUUAUGUAAGCAAAAUGCUAGGUACUGGUAAACUGGGAUUCUCAUUUGUGAGAAUCACAGCUCUUAUGGUGUCUUGUAAUCGUUUAUGGGUAGGAACAGGAAAUGGUGUCAUCAUCUCCAUUCCAUUAACAGAAACUGUAAUCCUCCACCAGGGACGUUUACUGGGGCUGAGGGCUAAUAAAGCAGCAGCAGGCUCCGGAAACCGUCCAGGGAGUGUAAUACGUGUAUAUGGUGAUGAAAACAGCGACAAAGUGACUCCGGGAACAUUCAUACCGUAUUGUUCAAUGGCACACGCGCAGCUGUGCUUCCAUGGGCACCGUGAUGCUGUUAAAUUCUUUGUCGCAGUGCCUGGUCAGGUUGUUUGCCCACAGAGUAGUGGUGGAACAGAGCUAACAGCUGAUAAACCAGCCCAAGAGUCCUCGAACCAGAGUCCCUUAAAAUCAAUGUUGGUGAUAAGUGGUGGUGAAGGAUAUAUUGACUUCAGAAUGGGUGAUGAAGGUGGAGAAUCUGAACUUCUUGGAGAAGCUCUACAACUUGAACCUUCUGUAGCCAAAGCUGAGAGGAGUCACUUGAUAGUGUGGCAAGUAAUGUGUGGCAGUGAGUGAGCCUGUAGGAUGCAGCUGGAGACCUUAAAAAAGAAGAAAAAAAAAAAAAGAAAAAAAAAAAGAAAAAAAGCGCUUCUGCAUGUUUUUUUAUUUUGUGAAACCUGUUUCACUACAUGAUGUUGAAGCAUUUCUUUGCUGUUUAACUUUAUAUUGCAAAUCUGUCAUACCUUUAACUAUACAGGAAUUAGCUUGUGCUGUUUUACUGCACCCGUGUUACAUGGAACAGUAUAAUGAAAUCAGAUCUUUCUCAAAACUGGUGUGCACACCAUAGUAAGCAACUGAGACAUUAGUUUUACUGUACCACAGCAAUCUAAUGUAGUUCACUUCUUUGGUAGUCUCACUUGAGUUCGGCUUUAUUACAACUGAGCUUCAUUUCACUGUAUAAUGCAUUGAGUAAAACAGCGAAGUUAGUCCCAAAGUAUUAAAAAAAUUAAAAAAUUAUAAAAUGGAUUAUUAAGACUCGUCCAAAUACUCAGCGAGGGCUAAAGGA
Phaethon lepturus (White-tailed tropicbird) is the source of this 2654-nucleotide messenger RNA. It is a transcript of the gene SPAG9, whose product is annotated as sperm associated antigen 9. Gene Ontology annotation, biological process: vesicle-mediated transport. The annotation marks the transcript as partial. The transcript has 16 exons. Lineage: Eukaryota; Metazoa; Chordata; Aves; Phaethontiformes; Phaethontidae. Gene Ontology annotation, molecular function: kinesin binding; MAP kinase scaffold activity; JUN kinase binding. The record is from RefSeq and is a predicted model, not a curated record. Gene Ontology annotation, cellular component: cytoplasm.